Molecule: messenger RNA, 1200 nt
Organism: Andrographis paniculata
Lineage: Eukaryota; Viridiplantae; Streptophyta; Magnoliopsida; Lamiales; Acanthaceae
Product: rhodanese-like domain-containing protein 11, chloroplastic
Exons: 10
Coding region: 88-984 (298 amino acids)
Source: RefSeq, a predicted model, not a curated record
UUUUUCCCAAUUCUAUCGAAAUUAUCUAUCAAAGCGGAUAAGCAAGCCAGCAAGCCAGCAAGCAGCUAGCGCCAUUUCCGACUGCAAAUGGAAAUCCUUGCGCUUCAACUCCCGCCCAUCAAUGCUCUCCAUCAUCACAAACCAAGAAGCUUCAACUGUCUCUCCGGCUCAGUCGCUACUGCAAUCCCUUUUUCAUCGAAUCUCAAUAUUCGCCGCAAUUGCAGGCGUGGAGUAAGAAUGCAACAAGCUGUUGAAGAAGAGUACGAGGUGAAGCAAAUGAAAGAUCUUGCUGCAGCUAGAAGAAGAUGGGAGACUUUGGUCCGGGAGGGAAAAGUAAAAGUUUUAACUCCAAGAGAAGCUGGAUAUGCCAUUAAACUCUCGUAUAAAACAUUGCUUGAUGUUCGUCCCUCCACUGAGCGCCAAAAGGCUUGGGUCAAAGGCUCUACUUGGAUUCCCUUAUUUGAAGUUGAUGACCGUGCCGAAGCUGGUACUAUCGCGCGGAAGGUCACAGAUUUUGUAAUGGCAUUUUUUGCAUGUUGUAUGUUGUGUGCUUUAGGUGGAUGGUGGAGUGGCGUUCCGACUUUGUCCUACAAUAAAGAAUUUGUGUCCAAAGUUGAGGAAAAAUUCCCCAAAGACACUGACCUUAUUGUGGCUUGCCAGAAGGGAUUGAGAUCCCUUGCAGCUUGUGAGGCACUGUACAAUGCCGGUUACGAAAAUCUAUUUUGGGUUCAAGAGGGUCUUGAGGCUGCCGAAGAAGAGGACCUUGAAAGAGAGGGACCUCAAUCCUUUAAGCUUGCAGGGAUUGGUGGACUUUCAGAGUUUCUCGGUUGGACAGAUCAACAAAGAGCUGCAGCUGCCAAGGAAGGCUGGGGCUACCGACUGGUCUUCUCAGCCCGUCUGAUCGGGCUGUUUCUUGUGGCUGAUGCCUUGUUUCUUGGGGCACAGCAAUUCGGACACUAUCUUCAGGACUUGAGGUCUCACUGAAUAAUAUCUGCAGUUUCGCGCCGUUUCCAGGUUCUAUAUGUUGUAGUUAUGAAGGAUCCCUUUUCUUUGUUAAUAAUGGUGUGGCCUAUUUUGUUCAUCUGAUUUUGGUUCAUAGUUUUGUCUUAGUUAUUAAGUUGUAGUGAUGGUUUUGGCCAAAAUAUUGUGUUGUGAAAUUGGCAUUUGUUGAAAUGACUUUUUCCUUGAGUGUUGGAAUUA